AUGGGGCUGCUCGCACAGCCUCGGACUUUGGUAACGUUGGUCUCGGGUCGAUUGGCAUCGAGGAUUUCCGAACUCCAGCCACAAAUCUUACAAUCGAUUAUCACGCUUUUAUGUCAGACCAACAGAGACUUCAGCCCUACGGCCUCUCCUACCCCGCAAGUGUGGUACUUUUUCGAUAUUCUCGAGUGGCUGCGGAACACUCAAACUGAGCCUUUCGCCAAUGCAAAGCAUAUGGAGCGGAGACAACCUUAUCAAGUGUUAGGAUAUGUGAGAUGUUAUUUUGAGCUCAGCCAACAAUUUUUUACGAGUGUUACUGCAAUAGGAAGCUUCUCAUUCCAAGCAACGACUGGCAAGCCAACCCACUGUGGCGAUAUCGAUGAAAGGUAUCUUACUCAUGGAAUUGGACAAGUCGUUCACCAUGCUCAAUAUGAGAUUUUACGACUGGAUUGA
Molecule: messenger RNA, 450 nt
Organism: Glarea lozoyensis ATCC 20868
Lineage: Eukaryota; Fungi; Ascomycota; Leotiomycetes; Helotiales; Helotiaceae
Exons: 1
Coding region: 1-450 (149 amino acids)
Source: RefSeq, a predicted model, not a curated record